This is a messenger RNA of Funneliformis mosseae, 525 nucleotides long. The record is from the annotation of a GenBank genome assembly. Lineage: Eukaryota; Fungi; Glomeromycota; Glomeromycetes; Glomerales; Glomeraceae.
AGGGGAAGUAGAAACCAAUCAAACAAAACUCAAAGGAUUGAAACUCGUCAAUAUAAGAAACGCGUUAACAUCGGGUGUUCCCAAAACGGGAUAUACUCUAUCAAUGUAAAUGCUACUAUUUUAGAAGUAGGGUUCUUAGAGGUUGUUGGCAACACCCUUUAUACUGAUAUCAAAAAAUUAAGCGAAGAUACCGAAAAGUGUUUAAGUAGUCAUAUAGAAUUGUUGUCUAUCAUAAAGCGAAAGUUUACAUUUUAUGUAAUGCAUCAAACAAAUGGAGGUUUACAUGUUGUUGAUGUUUUAACAGAAUUUAGUAUUCCAAGUACUAAGGAUCAAUUGUAUGUCUUAAAAGAAAUUAUCGAAAAUGUUUAUUUGUUUAAGAAGAUCAUUCCCUUAACUAAAACUCACGUUGGUAUAAGUGAAUCUCCUGUUAAUACAUCACCCUUUAAAGCUUCAAGGAUUUAUGACGCUUUGAAAAUUCUGAAUAAUAUUUCUGUAGUAAAUCAGAUUAUGAAAAAUACUGUAUAG